AAAAAAAAAGAGAAACCCAGCCCGCCACCCCCACCCCCACCACGCCCAUCCCCAUUCCCUCUACUUCCGGCCCGACACCGGCUGUAUCCUGCUCAGACCACCUCCCCAGCGACGCACUUAACCCCCCUCCCCGUCGCAACCUUCUGAACCACCCAACUCCCCUUCAGUGGCGGACUUGGGCUUAGACCUGGUGGGUCAAGUGACUCACCAGGCCCAAAAAAAAAUUUUAAGUUAAUUUUUUAAAAAAAAAAAAAAAAAAAAAAAAAAUCAGUUUUCCCAAAUUCACGAAUUCAGUAUUUCAGUUCAUGGCCUUCAAUCCUUCAUGCCCUAGCCAAUUCGCCUCUUCCCUAAUUCCCUUCAAGGCUUCAAUCCUUCGCCAUCAUCAAUCACCUAUUCACCUCCAUAAUCGCCUCCUCCAGUCCUCCUCUUCGCAGUUCGCAACUCGCAACUUCGCAAGUAAGCAUCUUCCUCACUCCUCAGUUAGUCAGUUCCUCUUCGCAGACUCGCAGUUCGUGCCUUCGACCCUUCGUCUUCCUCUUCGCAUAAAUUCAGGUGAGCUGUGAUGCUGUGAUGCUGGCCUGCUGCCCUGUGAGCUUGUGAUUUCAAGCUGUGAAAUGGUGAAUUUGUUAAUUGUUCAAGCUGUGAUACUGCCUGCUGGCCUGCUGCUCGCCUAGUCGGCAGUCGCCUGCUGCCCUGCUCCACUGCUCGAGAGUCGAGAGCGUGCUCUGCGCUCACCGCUCUUCGCUUCGUCGCUUCUUCUAAAGUCUAAUCUCCUAUUCUCAUUUUGCUAGUAAGUUGAUUUCUAAUUUUUAGUUUAAAAUUCUAAUCUUCAAUUUAAUCAAGUCUAAUUAGUUAAUUCUAUUAAACUUUGGUUGAUUUGUUAGUUGUUCACUUCAAGUCUUCAAUCACUUGUUUGUUUGGUAAACUUUGAACCUUUUGUUAAUGAGUAAUGACCUUAAUGUAAUAAUGUUGUUGGGUUUUAGAUGAAAUUUGAACCUUUUUGACCAUGUGAAUAUGUGAUUAUGUGAAUUGUGGUUUGUUUGGUAAAAUGAUCUUUGUAAAUAAUUUUUCUGGGGAAUUUUGCUUGCUUUAGUGGUGACUAUGACAUUGCAGUUCCAGAUAUGGAGGCUAAAUAUGUUGUUCCCGGGAGGAGGUUGUUUCGAGGUAAAUGCCCACAAGUGUCUAAUUUACAUCAUUUUCGAGUUGAAGUUUUUUUUGGUGUCAUUGAUCUUCAAUUGCAAGAACUUGAAAAUCGAUUUCCCGAAAUAACUAAAGAACUACUUGUGUGUAUGUCUUGUUUGAGUCCUGUGGAUCGUUUUUCUAAGUUUGACAAGGAAAAAUUGAUUAAGCUUGCAAAAUUCUAUCCUAAUGAAUUUCCAAGUUCAGAAUUGAUAGUCUUUGGUCAUACACUUGAGAGUUACAUUUGUUCUGUUAGAGGAGAUAACAGGUUUUGGAAUUUGAAGGGUCUUAGUGAGCUUUCAAUCAAAUUGGUUGAAACGGGAUUGUCUGAAACUCAUGAUAGGGUCUAUUUACUUUUGAAGUUGGUGUUGCUUCUUCCUGUCGCAACGGCAAGUGUGGAAAGGGUAUUUUCUGGCAUGAAGCAAGUGAAAGACAAACUACGAAAUAGCAUGGGAGAUCAAAUGUUGAAUGAUUGUUUAAUUACUUAUUUGGAGAAUGAUUUGUUUUUGAAUGUUAGCAUGGAAGAUAUCAUGAAUCGAUAUCAAAACAUGAAAACUCGUCGAGAACUAUUGUAAUUUGUAAUAAGUUUGCAUUACUAUUUAGUUGUCGUUUGUAGUAUUAUAUGAACAUUUGGUUGUAUUUUGUACUGUUUUGAAUAUUUGGAUGUAUUUUUUAGUACUAUUAUUUGGUUGUUCGGUAAAUUUUUUUUUUUAGAUACUUGAUUAUCGAUUGUGACUCACCAGU
This is a messenger RNA of Chenopodium quinoa (quinoa), 1923 nucleotides long. RefSeq lists its product as uncharacterized. The transcript is spliced from 2 exons. The record is from RefSeq and is a predicted model, not a curated record. Lineage: Eukaryota; Viridiplantae; Streptophyta; Magnoliopsida; Caryophyllales; Amaranthaceae. Bases 1122 to 1754 code for a protein of 210 amino acids. Gene Ontology annotation, molecular function: protein dimerization activity.